Molecule: messenger RNA, 2718 nt
Organism: Pieris macdunnoughi
Lineage: Eukaryota; Metazoa; Arthropoda; Insecta; Lepidoptera; Pieridae
Source: the annotation of a GenBank genome assembly
AUGAGCGAUCAUAGGCGAGGUAUGGCGGCACCGUUUUACGCAGCACCUCGUCGCACGUCUGCGGAGAUUAUCAGCGAAGCACGCGCCGCGAUUAGAGGAGAAAUGACGAGUCCGUCCAGCGGUUCCAGUCUUGGGGCGGUUCGACCACUACGCACGCGACGACCCUUUACGCCCCGCGAACCACAGCGUACGCUGUUCAAUGAACGAUCCAAGAAGAAGGAUGCCAGGCCUCCUAGCUCUUUUGAUCUCAAGUAUCUGCCCCUAACCGAAGAGGAGGCGUUAGUUACAUCGGGAGCUCGUAUUGCCGGACUGGAUGAGGACGAUCUUACAAUUAUUGGUGAAAGGAACAGUGCUAAGAAUAGAAAAGCCUUGAAUCGCAGUAAAGUGUCGCCGCCAGAAAAAUCAAGUAACGAAUGGAGUGGUUUCCCAAAGCUACCACACUUGAGUGGUAAGAGCAAACCACUACAUCGGCGUAACACUACUGCUAAUAGCAUUGAUAAUGAGAGCGACUUAUCUCACGCGAUCUCAAUAACUAAACCCAUUGGACAGUCUUCUGGAGACGGUUCGUUUGCUUCGGGUUUUUUAACCGCUAAAGCUCUGAGUCCAGAUAUAAAAAAGUCCCAAUACGGUACCAAGUCGUUGUCGUAUGAUGGGGCAUUGGGCGAUGUUGGAGUUAAGCAAAUUGCGGUACAGAUGCCUAAAAAAUCACACGACAAUCUUUACAGCAUGACGCUUUUGGAACUGUCAGAAGCACUGUCACAAAAGUGUGAUGUAAAUCGGACAAGGGUGUUAUUUCAAGCGUUGCAGAACAAGAUAGAGAUUUCUUCACCAACGGGAAGUCUUAGAGACCUGGUCUUGAGGUCUUUAUAUACGCAUAUAGAUAGUGAUGAUGAAGUUUUGGUGGCUAUCGCAAGAGCUAUGCUCACGAUGCGUGUCACCGGUCCACAUCUGGCAGCUGCCUGUAAAAUGGUGUUUAAAAUUGCGAGGAAUGAUAAAAACGACCACUUCUUUAAGAAUAGUAAUCUUUUAGAACUAGUAGUAGAAGGCUGCGGUCGAGCAGAGCCAAUAUCGGAGAGUGAAUGCUGCGUGUACGCAGCCGGGGCUCUACGCUUUCUUGCCUUGGAGCCCACGCUUUGUGCGCUUGCGCAUCGUGCGGGGGCGUUACAUCUUGCAGCAUUGCAUUUGAAAAUACUUAAUAAUGCGAAAACGGAGAGACCACGCCAAGUAUCCGAACAAGCAGUCCACGCAUUGUACCAAGUAACAGGCGCGUUACGUAACCUAGCGAAUGCGAACGAGUAUUCGCCGUCGUUUGUUUCAAGCGGUGCGCUUGCCGAGCUGCUCGCGGCUUUACAGUUACACACGGACCGGGAUGUGCUUACUAAUGUCGCCAGAUGUCUUAGUGUAUUAUCAGCUGAAGAGUCAUGUUGUGCAUGGCUCUGUGCUUGUACGUGGAGCUCGCGAGCGUUACUGAGCGCGCUCGCUGCGUGUUCGCCGCGUGCGCCACUCGCAGUGCGACUUGCGUAUACGCUUGGCAAUAUGGCGGCUGCGGACGAUCAAGCGUCAAUUAAUAUUUAUAAUGAAGAAAACAGUCUGGAUGUUCUCCUUACUAUUCUGGAGUCAUACACGAAACGUACUGAAGGCGAUGCAAAGGAGCUUAAUACAGAUCCUGAUUUGCAUUUAGUUGGCUCUGAUUUGGGAGGCUCCGACGGCUCCAACGAGGAUGUUCUUAUAAAGACUGUACGAGUCAUAGCGAAUUUGUGUCUAUCGGAGGCGGUUGGGAAGAGUAUCGCGGCCACACAUUCUGAAAGAACUAUUCGCGCGUUAUUGGCUUGCCUUGAUGUCGCUGAGAAAUCGAUUGAUAAUCAGGUACAUAAUGCAGAAAGCGAUCAUCCCAAUAGACGGGAUGAGCUAGCCAUGGCGGCCUUAGCGACACUGAACAACGUCACAUUCUAUUUAGACCCUGCGCCUGCGCCGAGACGACUCGAUGACACACUUGAUUUGCUUUGCAAAGCAACGUGUCGUUGGGCGCGACGCGAUGGUAUAGCGUCGUGCGAGGCGGUGCGUGCUCUUGGCAAUCUCUCUCGUUCUGCCCGGGCCGCGCAAGUUCUGGUUCUAGAGGGCGCUAUAGAUCUAUUACCAAGAUUUUCUGUACACGAGGAGGCAAGUGUUCGCUUUGCGGCCGCUGGUCUUUUAGUAAACGUAUGCGGUGCGGGUUGUAAUACAAGCGAAGGGGCGAAAACCGCAGCGCACGCUUUAACCGCAGCCGCGGAAAUGGCGGAUGCGCCAACGGCUGCGUUGCUUGCCCGCGCCUUGUGGAAUGCGCACGCGCACGCUCCGCUGCUACCCGAGUGUGCGCGUGAGGCGGCCGAUGCGCUAGCAACUUUUAUAGACGAUGAUUCUAUAUUUAGCAUCUGCGAAGUAUCAAGAAACAGUGACUCAAAUAAACAACACGUUAAAUUCGCCGCAGAGCAAGGGGACAAUGUAUCAAACCAAAAUGGGAAUGAAAAUGACCCCCGAUUUCAAAAUAGUUCUGACGAAGAAGCUGAUAGAACUGGGUGUUCAGGCGAGGACCUGGGUUUUGAAGAGGGUGAGGUGGAAGAAUGUGAAUGUGAUCCCUGCAGUCGUUUAGCAGCCUGGGAAGAACUCGUGGGAGUCGCAAUACCACUGCUAGAGAAACUACGGCCGCCCAGAGCUGACGCGUCUGUCGGCACGGACUAA